Molecule: messenger RNA, 1773 nt
Organism: Dermacentor silvarum
Lineage: Eukaryota; Metazoa; Arthropoda; Arachnida; Ixodida; Ixodidae
Product: phospholipid-transporting ATPase ABCA3-like
Exons: 2
Coding region: 456-1298 (280 amino acids)
Biological process (GO): lipid transport; transmembrane transport
Cellular component (GO): membrane; intracellular membrane-bounded organelle
Molecular function (GO): ABC-type transporter activity; lipid carrier activity
Source: RefSeq, a predicted model, not a curated record
CAAAGGUGAUGCAUAGAAAGACAUACAAAGAGUGUCACAGACCCUAGCAAAAGUAACAUGCGGUAUGGAUUGGAGCAUUACAUUUCUAUUACCGUCUAUACUGUGACAUGUAUGCACGUUUUCCUUAAUUAUGCACGCGCGCAGGCACCGUUUCCUGUCACAGUACGAGCUCCGAGGCAUCUAAAAACUGUACUGGCAGCCAUUACAGUGCUACUUUUGAUGCACGCUGCGGCCCGGAAAAAAAAACUGAAUUCAUUUUUAAAAUUCGAUUGGCACUAGAUAACAUCUCCGCAGGCGGAGUGUCACGGUUCAGACCAACUCGCUAACGUUUCCACCAGUCCGACGUGCAAAUACCCGCCGCAUAGGUAUACUCAGCGCACGCCCAUUGGUUUUCAGUAUAAACAUACGGGCUACAGGAAGGACCUGUCCUAUAUUACACGCGCGAGCAGGUGCAGAUGAUUGUCCUGGACGAGGCGAUGUGCAACAUGGAAUCUCGGGCCAGGCGCGAGACGUGGGGGCUGUUGUUCAUGGUCCUGCGGUACAACGGAGUGUUCCUCACCACCAGCGACCUUGCGAAGGCCGAGGCCCUGGCAUACUACUGUCUCUUCUUCCAGCACGGAGAGAUGCAUUGCGUCAGCUCGCCCGAACACAUCAAGACUCAAUUCGGCAAGGGAUAUAAGCUCCGGCUCAGCCAGGGCAAAGGCUACCAAUCUCCGGCGCGCAAGGACCUCAUCUGCAAGCACUUGCCGUCCGCCAACAAAGUGAUGGAUAAGUCAACGAACGUGCAUUUCCGACCCACCGGGACCUCAGAGAUGGCCUCGAUUCUCAUGCGUGACCUUUUCCACGAACUGGAGGUGGCCAAGUCUAAACUGGGCAUCGCCAAGAUGGGCCUCAUCGUCGCUACGCUCGAGCCCAUUUGGCAGGGGUGGGUCGGUUCCUCAGGCCCCCUCUUUCACUUGACCUUCGUGCAAGUGUUCAAGCAGCUUAGCCCUCGGAGGCACCUGGUCAACCUCACCACUGAAGUCCAAGCUCAGGCCGUCAUCUGGGUUAUCCUUCCUCAAGUUGUCUUAAGCAUUGCUGUCACUGUCCUCUUCCACCGCCAGCAUCAAAAACAGGAUUCCUCCAGAAACAUAUUCCUCAUCCACUAUGGUGUCCCUGGAAUCUUCUCGGGCCCCAUGGGGACAUUAUUGCAUGUGAUUUCCGAAGUCUUUAUUCUUUUCCUGGAUCUUCGUUUUCUUUUGCCUCUUCGGCUUUCUGGUCCCUCUCACGUCUACGUUUUCCUCAGUGGUCUCGUCUGAGCGGACUUCUUUCAGAAUGGACCGGUGUUUCAGCAGCAACUGCAGACGAUUUUCUUUGCUGGAUGAACGAUGUAUACGUCUGUCAGCUUGGACUGGAGGUAACCUGGAUGAAUGUUGGGGUCUGUCCUCCGACUCUGUGAAUAUUUCACUUGCCGGGUCGUCACCUGGACAUCGUAAAGAUCUAGGCUGCUGAGGCUGUCGGCGAAUUGUAAUGUGUACCUAUCUCGCGCACAUCGACACGUUCUCCCUGUUGCUCGCGCUUGCUCGUUUUGUUGCGAGCACAAUCGCGUCCGCGGACUCUCGUCCUCCUCGCGUUUAAUGCUUAACGGAUGUCCUUGUCGCUAUGUUGUUUCUCGAGGACGUGCUCAGCCAACAACGUCGACGGUGUCGAAGAGAUCCAAGGACAUUUCACGUGCCGUCGCACGCGCUCCAAUCAACGCGAUGUCACAUAAUUUGUCGUUUGCUACUUUAAGUG